Molecule: messenger RNA, 302 nt
Organism: Aphidius gifuensis
Lineage: Eukaryota; Metazoa; Arthropoda; Insecta; Hymenoptera; Braconidae
Gene: Tfb5
Product: general transcription factor IIH subunit 5
Exons: 2
Coding region: 81-302 (73 amino acids)
Biological process (GO): nucleotide-excision repair, preincision complex assembly; nucleotide-excision repair; transcription initiation at RNA polymerase II promoter
Cellular component (GO): transcription factor TFIIH core complex; transcription factor TFIIH holo complex
Source: RefSeq, a predicted model, not a curated record
UAAAAAAGUGACAUUAAGAUUAACAUAGCCUCAAAAUUAAAUGGAGUUGUUUAUUAAUUUUUAUGCAACAAUUGUGAAACAUGGUAAAUGUUAGAAAAGGGAUAUUAGUUGAAUGCGAUCCUGCUAUGAAACAAUUCCUUCUGUAUCUGGAUGACACUGAAAAGCUAGGAAGAAAAUUCAUACUUCAAGAUCUUGACGAGACACAUUUAUUUAUAUCAGUUGAUAUACUGGAAGAAUUAGAAGCUAAGGUUGAUGAACUUAUGGAUCGUAUGUCAUUUCCAUUGGCUGACAAAGGAUUGUAA